Lutzomyia longipalpis is the source of this 1638-nucleotide messenger RNA. RefSeq names its product N(G),N(G)-dimethylarginine dimethylaminohydrolase 1. The record is from RefSeq and is a predicted model, not a curated record. Gene Ontology annotation, molecular function: dimethylargininase activity; amino acid binding. The coding region runs from base 185 to 994 and encodes 269 amino acids. The transcript has 7 exons. Gene Ontology annotation, biological process: positive regulation of nitric oxide biosynthetic process; arginine metabolic process. Lineage: Eukaryota; Metazoa; Arthropoda; Insecta; Diptera; Psychodidae.
AAACCCUGAGUUCGCCUCUGCAUACGGGUACUCAAUUUUGUCAAUAAAGAUUUUGCACAAUUUAAUUUUUUUAUUUCAUCGCGAAAACUGCCACCGGAAGUUACUGUGUGCUUCUCCAGAUUAACAAGAAGACCAACAGAAAAAGACGACGAACUUGACAGAGUGAAUAAAAGGCCGCACAUCCAUGGCAUCAACAAAAUAUACUCACGCAAUUGUUUGCAGAAUCCCGCUGAGUCUGAGAACACGCGGAGAAAUUGAUCUGGAGGAGGCAAAGAGGCAGCACGAGGCCUACGUAAAUUUACUUCGGGAGCAGGGAUUGGACGUCAUUGAGCUUCCGCCGGAUGAGAAUCUCCCGGAAUGCGCCUUUGUGGAGGACACAGCAAUCAUCUGCAAUGGAAUUGCAUUGAUUACAAGGCCAGGUGAUCCCAGACGAGCGCAGGAAGUUGGAAGCAUUAGAGCGGUGAUAAAGAAGGAAUUGGAUUUGCCAAUUGUAGAGAUUGCGGAUGAGAAUGCAAAGCUCGAUGGUGGUGAUGUUCUUUUCACGGGAAGAGAAUUCUUUGUCGGCUUGUCUCAGUGGACAAAUGAAGCAGGAGCAAAGGCUGUUGCUGCGGCAUUUCCUGAAUACCCAUGUGUUCCCAUUAAAGUAACUGAACAUCAUCAUUUGAAGUAUUAUAUAUCAAUGGGUGCUCCCGAUUUGUUGGUUGUCUGCAAUACAAAAGAAUCUCAGGAGAUUCUCAAGAGAAUUGAGCGCGAAGCAAGUUUUACGUAUCAAACAUUGACGCUGUCCGAGGAGAAAGCUGCAAAUGUUCUCUUUAUCAAUGGAACUCUCAUACACAGAUCAAUUGAGGAGAUACCCGUUUCUCACCAGAUUCUCAGUGAAAAAAUCGACAUUCCCCGACAAGUUUUGAAUAUUUCAGAAUUAGGGAAAUUUUCAACAGGUCUCACGUCCUGCAGCCUCUUGGUACGACGGACAAAGUAUAUUCGCAAUUUAUAAAAAAAGCAAUCUCAUGCAGAAGAAAGUAUAUUCAUUCCAUUGGCGCGGAGAAUGGAUAAGAAUUUUUGCCACACUGCCCUCUCUUCAUCUCUUCGUUCUUAUUUAACAAAACAAAACUGAAUGUAUUAACAAUUUCAAUGUGUGCUAAACAAAGAAAAAAAAUCUCCUCGCUUAAUUUUCUCUUUAAGAACCUAAAAAAAAAGAAAAAGAAUCUCUGUGAGGAAAAGUGAAUAAUAAAAAUCGUACAAAUUUUUAGCGGAAACACCCUAAUAGUGAGUUUCUUGUUCAAAAUUGUUUUCUAAUGUUGAUGCAUUUUAAGGAAAAAAAAGCCACAAACUUACUAAAAAGAAAACUAUGCUAAAGAACUAACUAUAUAGACUAUUACUUCAGGUUCCAAUUCCAGUCAUAUUAUACAAGUUUUAUUUUUCGAUAAAUACAUUCAUAAUAAAUGUUUAAUAAUAUAUUUUUGUGAAAAUAUUUAUAAAAAAAAAGUUUUCUUAAUUUAUUUUUGACCAAUUUAUUUUUUAAUUUUUCAUUUCUUGCGUAAGAAAGUAAACUAUAUAUAUCUGUCUUAUAUGUGAGCAUUUUUGUGAGCCCAGUUUGAGAAGCUGAUAUUAAAAGCAAUUGGAUUCCAGUAAAAUAAA